GUGCUCUCAAAACAGAUCUGUAUCCGCCCCAGAGCAAAGCUUUGCUUCCGCACCACCCAUCACGACGCCACCACCAACCAGCUUCUGGAUAUCUUUAUGGAUAUCUUUAUCCAUCGGAGCUCCAAGGUAUUUGGGGGAAAAAUUUUCGAUGGAAGACUUAUUAUUUUCCUGAGACCUUUCUGUUCUUCAGACUCCACCGCAUCAACCCUAACCUCACACUCCCUCACCAUCCCAAUUCUCAAAGACCUCAUAUCAAAGCAACACUGGUCAGAAGUCAAGGCCCAUCUCAAAGAAACAGAUCCCACCGCGCUUCUCUGCCAUUUGCUUAGCUCAAAGGCCGAUCCAGAGAUCAUUCUUAGGUACUACAACUGGUCCCAGAAAGAGCUCAAAAUCUCACACCCUCUCCAACUCUCUUUUGGGCUCUUGCACUCGUUAGCUACUACCAAAAGUUACUCAAAAAUCAGGGCUUUCUUACACAAAUUUGUCCAAGAUGAGAACUUGCACUCAAAUUCUUCAAUUUUUCAUGCACUUUCAAUUUGCAGCAACAAAUUAUGUGCUAAUUCAAUAAUAGCCGAUAUGUUAGUGUUAGCCUAUGUGAGAAAUUUGAGGACCCGUUUGGGUUUUGAGGCGUUUAAGCGAGCUGGGGAUUAUGGGUUUAGGUUAUCUAUGUUUUCAUGUAACCCGCUAUUGAGUGCUUUGGUCAAGGAUAAUGCAAUUGGGGAUGUGGAAUAUGUGUAUAAGGAGAUGAUGAGAAGGAGGAUUGAACCUAAUGUGAUUACAUUUAAUGUUGUCAUUAAUGGAUUGUGUAAGGUUGGGAAGUUGAACAAGGCCAGGGAUGUGAUUGAGGACAUGAAGGCAUGGGGCAUUCCGACAAAUGUGGUUACAUAUAAUACUCUUAUUGAUGGAUAUUGCAAGAUGGGUAGGGUGGGAAAAAUGUAUAAGGCUGAUGCCAUUCUGAAGGAGAUGGUGGCAAAUAAAGUUUUCCCAAACGAGGUUACCUAUAAUAUUUUGAUUGAUGGAUUCUGUAAAGAUGAGAAUGUAUCGGCUGCAAAAAAGUUGUUUGAAGAAUUGCAAAGACGUGGCUUGAAACCCAAUGUGGUCACAUGUAAUUCGCUGAUUAACGGGCUGUGUUGUGCUGGAAAGCUUGAUGAGGCCAUUGAGUUCUGGGAUGAAAUGCUGGGCUUGGGUUUGAACCGAAAUGUUGUUACUUAUAAUGUGCUUAUGAAUGGGUUUUGUCAGAAGAAGAUGAUAAAGGAAGCUAGAGACUUGUUUGAUGAUAUGAGGGGACAUGGGUUGGCUCCCAAUGCUAUAACAUUUAAUACAUUGAUUGAUGCUUAUUGCAAGAAUGGGAUGAUGGAGGAAGCAUUUGUGCUGCAAAGUUCCAUGUUAGAGAAGGGGGUUUUCCCACUCGCUUCAACCUAUAAUUGCCUAAUUGGAGGUUUGUGUAUAAAUGGGGAUAUAAAAGCAGCCAGAAAGCUUAUAUUUGAAAUGGAGGAUAAGGGACUGAGAGCUGAUCAUAUAACAUAUAAUAUUUUGAUAGGUGCAUUAUGCCAGGAAGGGGAGUCAAGAAAGGCUGCAAAACUCUUGAAUGUGAUGUUUAAGGUGGGUUUGAGCCCAAGUCAUGUGACAUACAAUACUUUGAUGGAUGGCUUUUGUAUGGAAGGUAACCUCAAGGCAGCCCUGAAUGUGAGGAUGCAAAUGGAGAACAAAGGAAGGCGGGCAAAUGUUGUUACUUACAAUGUACUAAUUAAAGGAUUUUGUAGAAAAGGCAAGUUGAAAGAUGCAAAUGGACUUCUUAAUGAGAUGUUGGAAAGGGGUUUGAUCCCAAAUCGGACUACUUAUGAAAUAGUAAGAGAGGAAAUGAUGGAGAAAGGUUUUAUUCCUGACAUAGAAGGGCAUCUGUAUAAUGUCUCUAUCAGCUCUUGACCAUUGAAAUGAGAACUGAACUAUUAUAACCAUCACCGAUGUAUCAUGGGAUGCAAGUAGAUAAAAAGAAAAUGCAGAAUGGGUCCUCAUUUCACAAGUUACACAAGUCUAACCAGACCUGCCAUGUUUAGAUUGUUGCAGUUCAAGACCAAGCACACAUCCUUCAUGUUCCUUAAAAGGGUUUUCUUUGGAGUGCAUGGAUUUUCAGAAGAAGCGGAGUCAGCUUCUGCUCCUCAUCACCUGUAUCAUCGCUCUCAGCAUCCCAGCUGACAAAUGUCGGUAGCUGGUUAGGGAAGAAGCGUCAUCUCAGAGUGGAAAGUUUACAUUCUUGAACUGUUUUGACAUGGGCUCUGAAUCUGUAGCUUGUGCUGUGAAGGAGAGUGUGAAGUUGUACUUCUACAACAUCAGAGCUGCUCAUGUUGAAAAGGCGAGGCAUUCUGCAAUUGAGGCUGCUUUUAGUUGAUGCAUUGUCACAGAGAAUGUCUGCUAAAGAUGCUGCCAAACAAGCACAGAAAGAAGUUGCAAAGGCGGCAAUGUUGGUGACCCGGCAAGCCAAACGCGUAAUAGGCCCCAUUAUCUCUUCUGGAUGGGACUUUUUUGAAGCAAUAUACUAUGGUGGUACCAUGACAGACAGAAGGAUUCCUCAGAGGCACCGGAACAUUGUUUGGCACAUGUGCUGCUGGUUUCCUAGGAGAGCAAUGACUUGGGAAGGUUGGCUAUCUUGUGGGAAUUGAAUUGGGCAGUUGGGUUGGAGGUAGGAUAGGAUUUAUGGUAUAUAUGGUAUAUAUAUAUAUAUAUAUAUAUAUAUAUAUAGGUAAUAAAAUAAGUUUUAUUUAUAGUAGGGCAAAGCUAACUACACCGUGAGUACACAAUCAAAAUGAGAAAAUCAUGGACAUUUUAGUCCACUACAAAGAUUGACUCCCAUACAUAAGAACAAGGAAAGAGUAAGUCUAAUUAUAAGCGAUUCUGCAC
This is a messenger RNA of Juglans regia (Persian walnut), 2898 nucleotides long. RefSeq names its product pentatricopeptide repeat-containing protein At1g09820. Bases 97 to 1926 code for a protein of 609 amino acids. The transcript has 4 exons. The record is from RefSeq and is a predicted model, not a curated record. NCBI's taxonomy places the organism in Eukaryota, Viridiplantae, Streptophyta, Magnoliopsida, Fagales, Juglandaceae. Gene Ontology annotation, molecular function: protein binding.